CAAAUGGUAAAUAUUUGGAAGAACACAGAGUUUCUACAUAAUUUUUAUUAUGUAAAUUAACAUUUAUUUCAUUCUAUUUUUAAUUGUAUUGGAGAUCUCAUUAUUAUUAUUAUGAUCAUGGGUUUCCAUUCUUUCUAAUCAAACUGUACGCUUAAGGUGAGGUAUGGACAAAUAAUAAAUAGAUUUUUUUGUGAUAAGGAAAAUUAUUAUAUCCAAUUGAAUGAUGAUCAAAGGAUCAGAACUUCUUCCACAUGGGAAUGGCCCUUUGACUUUAAUAUUUUUCAUUAUAGUAUUUUUUGGUUGUUUAAAAACAAAUUAAUAUUAAUUAAUAGUACUGCCAAGUGGCCAUUCCUGUCAUUUCGUACAGUUGAUAUCAUACAAUUACUUUACAAUGCAACGUCGCGCGUGGAUCAGAUCUUACUUUAACUCUUCAGAAAUAUGAGGACACGUGUCGUACGUACAUGCAUGAGAUAGCAUAUAUAUACAAUAUAAUAUAAUUAAUUAUAGCUGCAAUAUUAAGGUUAUUUAGUUAGAAUAUUAAUUUGUUUAAUUUAGACAUCAUCUCAUCUAUAAGGCAUUAUUAAUUAUUUGCGGUUAUUAGUUAAUGUAUAUAAUAAAUGUAUCGAUGGGGAUCAAUUGACGAUCGAUGAGGAAAAAAGUUACUAACCAUACAAUCAAUUUAUUAAUCUUAUAUGUAUAUAUAUAGUGAAUGAAUCAUGAUACGUACAAUAUUUAUUAAUUUAAUUGAGAAGGUGGAGGACCUACCUACCUACGACUCUUAAUUAUCAAAAUAUUUUUAUUUGCUUGAUUUAUUGCUCCUUUUUAGUUUUAUCAAAAUCAUGACCAUUUCACAAUUUUCUAAAAUUAAUUAUAUUAAUAACAAAAUUCCAAAUCAAACAUGAAUUCGGCAGCAUUAUAAUGCAUGUUUUCGUAAUUUUAGAUUUUAUUUUGGUCCUGUUUUUCUUCGAAGACGCUAUUUGCUUUUCAUUUUUAUUAAUUCCUUCAUAUAUAAUAUAUUUAAUGAUUUAUCUAAUCUAACCUAGUUAAUAAUAUACAUACUAGUACUUAAUUAAUAUAUAUAUAUAUAUCCAUGUAUUAUUAUGAAAGAUAUUAAUAUAUAUAACUAAUUAUUACUUUUUUUUAAGUACCGAAGAAAUUUUUGAUUAAUAUUGGUUAUAUAUACUAAAUAAUUAUUAUAAUCUUCAUUGACAUUCUUUGAAUAUUAUUAAGUAAUAAUCAAAUUAUUAAUUUGCUCCUAUUUAAUUAAUAAUAUCUUUAUUUGCACUCUUAAUUAGAAAGAAUCCUGUGAAAUUAAAUUUUUCUUAAAGAAAGAAAGGAAAUUGUAUACAGCCGUACACAUUGAAUUUAAAUAUUUAUUAUUUUUAAAUGUAUAUAAGACCCUUAUUUUGGACGACAAAACCUAUCAAUUAAUUAAUUGGGAGAGAUUCCUUGGAGAAGAGUAUUAGUAGUAGUAGUAGUAAUAGUACUCGAUCGAUCUAUGUGCAUGGUAGCAGUAUAUAUAUUAGCAUUCUCAAUCUGAUUUUCCAAGAUUAUAUAUAUAUAAUAGAAUCUGAGAAUACAUAUACAUAGAUAAUGAGGAUUAAUAUGAAUAUGAGAAUGCAUAUGUGGUGUUUAUUAAAGAUGAUGUUGGUAUUAUUAGUAUUGGAAUAUUCAGGGGGGGCAGAGGGUGCGUCGUACAACAUCAACGUGGUGAGCUUUGGUGGAAGAUCAGAUGGCAAAACAGAUUCGACCAAAGCAUUCGCAAAGGCAUGGUCAUGGGCAUGCUCAGCAAGGGCCAACACCGUCACACUCUACGUUCCCAGGGGUACUUUCGUCAUUAAGAGCCUGGUGUUCAGUGGGCCCUGCAGGAGUAGAAUCGUGUUCCAGAUCGAUGGCACUCUCCUGGCUCCUUCCAACUACUGGGACUUGGGCUCCUCUGGCCAUUGGAUCUUGUUCAGCAAGGUCAACAGGAUGUCAAUCCACGGCCGUGGCACUCUUGAUGCCAGAGGACAUGCUUUCUGGGCUUGCCGCAGAUCUUCCCACGCUAAAUGUCCACCAGGAGCAAGGUCGAUUUCUCUUUCGUGGUGCAGUAACAUAGUGGUGAAUGGGAUAACAUCCCUAAACAGCCAAACCAUACACAUAUCAAUGGACCAUUGCAAGAACGUGGUGAUUCGAAAGGUGUACAUAAGAGCACCAAGCUCAAGCCCCAACACAGACGGCAUUCUCCUGCAGGCAUCGACGGGCAUCACGGUGAGCCGGUCAACCAUCAUGACAGGGGACGACUGCGUUGCAAUCAAAUCGGGGUGCAGCAACGUGUGGAUAGAAGGAAGCAACUGCGGACCAGGGCACGGCAUCAGCAUAGGCAGCCUUGGGGACUCAUCCAACGAAAGCGGAGUACAGAAUGUGACCGUCACGAGCUGUACCUUCACAAAGACUCAAAACGGGGUGCGCAUAAAAACGUGGGCCAAGCCCAGCAACGGCUAUGCCACCAACAUCCACUUCAGAAACCUUGUGAUGAACAAUGUGGACAACCCCAUCAUCAUCGACCAGGGCUACUGCCCCGGCGGUGGAGGUGGCUGUCCUCGCCAUUCCUCUGGUGUUAGGAUCACCAAAGUCACUUACAGUAACAUAAAGGGUACUUCGGCUACCAAGGUUGCUGUGAGGUUGGCUUGUAGCCCAACCAAUCCAUGUUAUGGGAUCAAACUUCUCAAUGUUAAACUCCUUUAUCUCAAGAAAUCACCAGCUUCUCUUUGUGCUUAUGCUCGUGGCUCUUCUUCCGGAGUAGUCAUUCCAAGGAGUUGUCUCACUAAAUAAUAUUAUCUAUUAUUAUUAUUAUUAUAAAUUAUAAUAUUACAAUUUCAUUAUUAUUAAUUGUUCUUUUUCCCAAUUAUAAAGUUAUAUAUGAUCAAUCCACACAAAAUUGUUAUAUUUAAUUGUUUAUAUAAAUAAAUUUCAAAUUAAUUAACUUUCUUGUGUUGAUAUUAAUUAAUAUCUACUGUGAGUGCGUCAUAGGUAGAUUACAAAUAUAUAUUAAUGAGUCAUGACCAACGCACCACCUAUAUAGAGGUAAUAAUUG
This is a messenger RNA of Cannabis sativa, 3076 nucleotides long. Its product is annotated as polygalacturonase. Lineage: Eukaryota; Viridiplantae; Streptophyta; Magnoliopsida; Rosales; Cannabaceae. Gene Ontology annotation, biological process: carbohydrate metabolic process. The coding region runs from base 1594 to 2814 and encodes 406 amino acids. The transcript is spliced from 2 exons. The record is from RefSeq and is a predicted model, not a curated record. Gene Ontology annotation, molecular function: polygalacturonase activity.